UCGGUAAUCGGGUCGGUGAUUGGAAAACACGCGGUGUGCGGUUCGAAAAAUUACCUCGCGAACGUUCCGUGCAAAAUGGUAGUGCGAAAGUACUCCAGAAGUACCAAUGGCACUAGGAGCUCAAUUAUUGGAGCAGUGCGUUGGUGAGAUUAAAUGGAACGGACCGGAGCAGGAAGUACCAAAAUUUAUCGGAAUGCUCUCGUGGUUUAUCGUUUGUUGUGUAAGGUCCCGGAUUCUUCCGACCAUGUUUCCGGGAAACAGGUGCCAUGGAACGGCAACUAGCCGCUUGUUGCACCGCAAUGUUGCAGUUCAUAGCUUCCUACCAAAAACACUGGAAUUUGUUCGAAUUCAAUUGAAGCUUGGCAGUCCGGAAAGUCAACUAUCGAUCGGUUUAGCAAGACGACCUGUUUUGUUCGGUAGUCUAGGCAGUAAUUCAUGACCUGAUAUUAGUCAACAUGGAAUUCUCAGGUCUGUUGAUUUCAACAGUCACCGCUUUUUUUUAUUGCGCGGCAUCCAUCAGAACAUCGGAACAGAAAUUUGACCAAAUCAACGAGUGGAUUCCCUAGGAAUAAAAAGUAGCUGAUUAGCUGGAAUUUGAUGGCUGGACCUAUCAAGUAAUAAUUCACACAAGGAGCUUAUUGCAGGUUUUUCGAUACUAAUUGGUAAGAUACAACCAUUUUCUUUAAUUGGUCUAAGCCUCUACUCCAAUAAUAGUCCCAUACUAAUUGGAAUCGCUAACAAUAUGUGACUGUUAUGCGAUUAGGGGAAACAUGUUAU
This is a messenger RNA of Uranotaenia lowii, 777 nucleotides long. RefSeq lists its product as uncharacterized. The transcript is spliced from 3 exons. The coding region runs from base 107 to 439 and encodes 110 amino acids. The record is from RefSeq and is a predicted model, not a curated record. Lineage: Eukaryota; Metazoa; Arthropoda; Insecta; Diptera; Culicidae.